Messenger RNA from Haliotis rubra (blacklip abalone), 1976 nucleotides. RefSeq names its product kelch-like protein 26. The transcript is spliced from 5 exons. The record is from RefSeq and is a predicted model, not a curated record. Lineage: Eukaryota; Metazoa; Mollusca; Gastropoda; Lepetellida; Haliotidae. Bases 70 to 1923 code for a protein of 617 amino acids. Gene Ontology annotation, molecular function: protein binding.
CUUGGAUACUAAACCCACGGGACAGACACACUCACGUUCGCCAAUUUUUGUGAAAAAUCGACUAGAUAGAUGCCCGCUCCGCCUGUAGCUAACUACAAUGGAAGAAAGAUGUUGAGGGGAGAAGACUUAGAUGUCAACAUGGAACGUUCAAGUCCUGCAAUAAUGAAUGGGGACAUCAUUCUACAAGUGAAUGAAACUCAAAUAAAAUGUCAAAAACAUCUUCUGAUUGAAAAAAGUGACUAUUUCCAAGGGAUGUUUGCAAGUCAUAUGAAAGAAAGUUCUUCAACUCUAAUUGAAUUGAAAGGAGCCAAAGCAGAUGUGAUUCAGUUGUUGGUGGAUUCUUUGAACUCCCCUCUGCUGAUCACAGAAGAAAAUGUGUUUGACUUGACAGAAGCUUCUGUAGUGUACCAAUUCCAAGAAGUAUUGGAAUCGUGUUGUGAGUUUCUUGGCCAUUCCUUAAACCAUUCCAACUGUCUGACUGUCAUGACGAUGGCAGACAUGUUCUCUCUAUCAGAACUGUUCCACAAGGCAAAGACACAUUCUUUGUGGUACUUUGAAAAUGUUGCCCGAGAAGAGGAAGUCUAUGAUCUCACGGAGCCACAGAUCAUUGACUACCUUUCCCACAAUGCUCUUCACUGCACUGAUGAAUGGCUAGUGUUUGAUGUGCUUUGCAAAUGGUACAAACAAAAUAUAUCCUGCAAUCCUAAUACUCCGUCUGAAUCCUUAGAUGCGAAUAGUAAACACGAUCUGAAUGAGAUGGACCAGUGCAAUUCCUCUCAAUCUGAUCCCAAAGAGGUGAUUCAGGAUUCCAACAUAAUUGUUUCUGUGACAGAUUGUAGUUCCAAAGUGGACAGUUUUGGUCCAGAUCAGUUCAGUGACCCUCCCACUUCAGACAAUGAAGCAGCUGUCCCAAGUACCAAGUUCUCUGAGCUGUUGAAGAAGUGUGUGUAUUUUGACAUGCUGUGUGACCAGCAGGUACAGAAACUGCUUCAGCACCCUCAGGUGGCUGCCAAUGAAGAUGCUAGACGACUAGUGGCUGAUUAUGCUGCAUUACAGAAACAGAAAAUGCUAAAUAAACCAGCUGCCAAGCAUGAUCAAGCAAAUAAGAGAAUGUCUCCAACUGCCAUCAUGUGUUUUGGCGGCCAUGUUUGUUCAUCAUCAGAAUGUGCAAAACCUGACCAAUGUGAGGGGAACUCCGCCGCGAGGGAAAUGCUGUGGUUCUCUCAAGACAAGUGCACCUUCUCAGUAGAAUCCCUCACUAACGAUGACAACUCCGAGCUUGGUGAAACUGCUCUCAAGAUGAUUGGUUGUCAAGUUACACUUGUCGACAAGGAGGUGUUUGUAAGUGGUGGGGAGGCUGUCUUGGGGAGGAACACGUGGCAGAUGACAAUGAUGGCGUUCAACUGCUUCACCCGUAGAUGGUGCUGCAAGAAAGUUCUCCGUCAGCCACGGAGACACCAUGGAGCUUGUGCAGUUGACCGCAGACAUUUGUUUCUACUGGGAGGAUUUGGCCGCUUCCGGAAGAUCCUCAAUGUUGUUGAAAGUUUUGAUGUUGAAACAGAUGAAUGGUCAGACCAUCCUCCCAUGCUUCAGCCUGAGUUCUCUGCAUCAGUCACUGUCUGUAACAACAACAUCUACGUCUUUAAAACACAGAUUCAGCAGUACAAUCUCACUACACAUGAUUGGUCAUUCAUCACCAUAAGCCAACCAAUCAGCUCCAAUGUCAACUUUGCCUUGACCUUGGGGAGCAGUAUCUACCUGUGUUGCAAGUUCACCAAGAACCUGAGAGUGUUUCACCCUGAAACAAGUGACUGUAAGGAAGUGGGCCAUUUCCAGACAGAGUGUAUGGGAUGUGUUUUGCUCCAUGGAAAGGUUUACUGGUUCGGAAGAUUUCUCCAACAGCCCAACAGUAGAGUGUUUUGAUCCAAGACACAAUUCUUUUGAAAUGUUGGGUAAAAUAAAGAACUGUUUCUUGA